Emys orbicularis (European pond turtle) is the source of this 3270-nucleotide messenger RNA. Its product is annotated as class I histocompatibility antigen, F10 alpha chain-like. Gene Ontology annotation, cellular component: external side of plasma membrane. The coding region runs from base 66 to 1124 and encodes 352 amino acids. Gene Ontology annotation, biological process: immune response. NCBI's taxonomy places the organism in Eukaryota, Metazoa, Chordata, Testudines, Emydidae. The transcript is spliced from 8 exons. The record is from RefSeq and is a predicted model, not a curated record.
GGGUUGCGGGGCCGAGAGCGGGUCCAUGGGUUAAUUCCUGCCGCGCUGCGGGGCUGAGACCGGGCAUGGCCCUGGCGCUGCGCCUGCUGCUGCUGGGGGCUGUAGCCCUGCAGGGGGGCCACUCCCGCCUGCACUCUUGGCGCAUAUUCCACACGGUGGUGUCGCAGCCUGGCCCGGGACUGCCCUGGCACAGGUAUGUCGGCUACGUGGACGAUCAGGUCAUCUUCGAAUACAGCAGCGAGAAGCAAAGGGUGGAGCCUCGUACAGCGUGGAUGACACAGAACGAGGUCCGGGUGUUCUGGGACCAUCAGAUCUUUUGGGCACGGCGCUGGGAGGCCUGGUUCAGAGCGAGUCUGAAUACCCUGCGUGAGCUCUACAACCGGACCGAGGGGUUUCACAUUAUCCAGAUGAUACUUGGCUGUGAUCUCCAGGAAGACAACACCAUUCAGGGGUUUUACCGGGAUUCAUAUAACGAACAAGACUUUCUUACCUUCGAUAAGGAGACCAUGACUUGGGUAGCAGCAGAUAUUGGAGCUCAGAUCACCAAGAGGAGAUGGGAUGCUGAAGUAUUUGACAACCAGCGGUGGAAACACUACCUGGAGGAGGAAUGUAUGCCCUGGCUAAGGAGUUCUCUAGAGUACGGGAAGGAGACUCUGCAGAGGAAAGUGUGCCCAACAGCUAGAGUAAGUGACAGGUUAUCUCAUGACGGCCUCACCACCCUCUCCUGUAAGGUCAGUGGGUUCUACCCCCGGGACAUCACCGUGACCUGGCUGAAAAAUGGGGAGAGCAGUGAGCAAGAGACCUACUCUGAAGGCAUCCUACCCAGUGGGGACGGGACCUACCAGACCUGGGUGACAAUGGAGAUUGAUCCCAAGAUCAAAGCCCAUUAUUCAUGUCACGUGGAGCAUGAAAGCCUGUUAGAGCCACUCUCUGUCUCCUGGGAACCAAAUAACAGUCUGAUUCCCGUUGUGGCUGGAGUUAUCACUGCAGUUGUCCUGAUUAGUGUUAUAAUCGGAGUAGUCGUCUGGAAAAAGAGAUGCCCAGGGAGGAAUGGAGACGGCUACGCUGUAGCUCAGGCAAAUGACCAAGGAUCAAGUGGCUCUGAUGUAUCUGCCAGGGCUUAACAGAGCCUGUUGGAGUCUGUGCCUCAACCUGAGGGGAUCCCAGAGAGGAAGAUCAAUGAGCUCUGCUCUGUCUCCCUACAGGAACCAAUCAACCUCUCCCUAGCUUUUCUCUGGCCCUUGGAGUGUCCCGUGUGGGAUUUCUCGCCUCAUCUAUCUGCUCACUGAACCACCUUUUACUUUUCAGAUGUAAUAGUUUUCUGUACAAAUGUUUUGUUUGCACAAUAUAAUUUAUUGCAACAUUUUAAUGGAUAAAAACGUUUUUAGUAAGAUUUUAGUAUUUGCUACAUUUAGUGUGUGCGCUCAGUGCAGUGCUCUGUGCUGUGCAGUGCUGUUUGCACGCCCUGUACGGUACUCUAGAUAUGUGAGCAGUAACUGCUUGUGUGUAUAUGGUGGGGACGUAUUUUUUUUCUGUAGAAUUUCAUGAUUAUAACAUGGUAAAUUGCCUGGUCUACUCGCUAGUAGCGCUGUUGCCAUCAUCAGCUGAGGACAUCUGUUGGACAGGAAUAAGUGCGUUUAGUUUAUAAGUGCCUCUAAUGUCCUUUUCACCAUUCAUAGAGCCAUAGAAAUGCUGGGCUAGAAGGGACCUCAAGAGGUCAUCAAGUCCAGCCUCUGAUCUUAGGCAGCACCAAGUAAACCUAGACCAUCCCUGACAGGUGUUUGUCCAACCUGUUCUUAAAAGCCUCCAAUGACGGGGAUUUCACAUUUUCUCUAGGCAACCUGUGUGAUGAAGUGGGGAAUUUUCCUAAUGUUGUGUAUGUAUACUGUGAGUGCCUCAGUUUCCCCCAUGUGCUGCAUGUCUCACCAAGGUGGGAGGGGGCGUCUAUUGUUGCAGAGGACCAGGUGUGGCCCAGUCUAGCAGCCUGGACCCCAGACCACGGCCUGGACACUUUGUAACUUAACAACUGAUGACGGGAAGGCCCAUCCCAACUUGGAGCCAGCCAGUUAUGGGCAGCAGAGAGAACAAACAGCUGAAGAGAGAGUCACCUGGAGAUCCGUUUGCACGGGAAAGAAAACAAAGAUGGAGGCGGAGCCUUGGAGGUGAUAUGGGGUGGGCCGCAGAAAGGCGGAGUCACUUCUGGGCUGGGAACAGAGAGCGGCCUGAGCCCACCUGGACGGAGACAGACCCAGAUGGACGCCCCUGAGAACAACUUGUGCUGUGCUCCAGACAUACAAUAAACACUUCUGUGUUGCGCUGGCUGAGAAUCACUGAGGCUAGAGAGCGGCAGACAUGCUGAAGGCUCAGACAUGCGGUACUGGGAGGCGGAGGAGAAACCUACAGCUUAAACCCUGAGCAAAGAGUGUGACCUUAUGUAGGGUCAAUACUCUAAAGGGCGUGUCCUCCCAGGGGCCAUAUGGAGCCAAGAGAGCACUGGCCUGUGAGUCUGUGACAACCUGUUCCACAGUGAACUGUCCUUAGAGCUAGAAAGCUUUUCCUAAUGUCUAACCUAAAUUCCCCCUUCUCUUACUGUCAGUGCACGUGGAGAACAAUUGAUCACCGUCCUCUUCAUAGCAGCCCUUUAUGCCAGGGUAGUUAAUUAUUUUUUGUCAAGGUCCAAAUUUCUUGGUCAAGAUAUAGUCACAGUCCAGACUCAAGAGAAACAUUUUUUCACACCACAAGUGCCCCUGUUCAAUGAACACAUACAAUGCUGCGAAAUAUACGCAGGGCCAAUAUUGUUUAUAUUCUUAGUGCAUUAAAUGAAAAAUAAAAUCAAACCAUUGUAUAGCCUAAAACAGUGGUCCCCAAUGUGGUGCCUGUGGGCGCCAUGGCGCCCACCGGGGCAUUUAUGUGCGCCCGCCUAGUGCCCAGCAGGGGAGAGAAGCUGCGGCCCCGUGCCUGACGGGGACAGAGAUCUCUGGGGCUGCAGGCUGUGGGCACCCGUGUUCUCUGUCCUCGCGGCUUCUCUCCGGCUUCUCUCUGAGCUGCCCAGAACUGCAGCCCAAAAAAAAAAAAAAAAAAGCCCCGUAGCAUGUGCUGCCCCAGGCACGUGCUUGCUCCACUGGUGCCUGGAGCCGGCCCUGUAUGUGAGUAUUCUUCCGCUGCACUAAUACUGCUGUUUUCUUGUGCUUUGCGAUUUAUUAUUUUUUUUAACAUUUUGGCCCAAAAUGAGUGGUUCAAAUAAAAGACAACGUACGUAUUAUUUCAAUG